AUGCGAGCCGUUCGCUUCCAUGGAAGAGAAGACAUCCGUCUGGAUGAGGUUGAGGAGCCUGUUUGUGGUAGUGGUCAAGUAAAGAUUAAAUCUGCGUUCGUUGGAAUCUGCGGCAGUGACCUUCACGAAUAUCUUACCGGCCCUCAUUCAGUACCCGUCCAUCCCCAUCCUCUGACGGGCGAGAAGCUCCCUACAACUCUUGGCCAUGAGUUUAGUGGAACGGUCGAAGAGAUUGGGGACGGAGUCAAUGGACUCAAGAUCGGAGACAAGGUGGCUGUCAAGCCUAAUCUUAGCGAUGAUACAUGCCGGAGGUGUUUGAUGGGAAGAGACAAUUGCUGUGACAGUCUGGGCUUCAUUGGAUAUAGCGGCAGCGCCGGUGGUCUGUCCGAUUAUGUUGUCGUGAAUGAAAAACAUGCAAUUCACCUUCCAGAAUUGAUCCCAUUGGAUAUCGGCGCCCUGGUAGAGCCACUCUCAGUUGCAUGGCAUGCCGUCAGCCGCAGUCCACUCCAGCCAGACGACACUGUGCUAAUCGUAGGGGCCGGCCCAAUUGGACUCGCCAUAGUCCAAGUCCUAAAGGCGCGAGGUAUUGACACAAUCGUCGUUGUAGAAAUCUCAGCUCGGCGACGAGAAUUCGCACAAACAUUCGGUGCCUCUCACACCCUGAAUCCCAAGGAAGUGGAUGCAGUCGCGGAGAUAAGAGCCAUCACUGGUGAACAUCGAGGUACAUCGAUUGCUUUUGAAUGUUCUGGAGUUCAGGCUGGACUCGAUACCGUCAUGGCGGGACUCCGUGUGCGCGGAACGGCGGUUGUUGUAUCGCUGUGGGAGGGAAAGCCAAGUAUAGAUGCGUUUAUUGAAAUUGUCUUGGGCGAGAAGUAUAUCACUGGUGCUGCGAUAUAUGAUCUUGGGGACUUUAAUGCGGUAAUUGAGGCAAUUGCUUCUGGUAAAAUCAAGCCACAGCCUAUGAUCACUAGUAGGAUUCGGAUGGAUGAGGUAGCUGAAAAGGGAUUCCGGGCACUUAUAAAUGAGAAGGAUAAGCAUGUCAAGAUCUUGAUUGAUAUGUCUGCGUGA
Penicillium atrosanguineum is the source of this 1068-nucleotide messenger RNA. Its product is annotated as 2,3-butanediol dehydrogenase. The transcript has 6 exons. Gene Ontology annotation, molecular function: (R,R)-butanediol dehydrogenase activity; zinc ion binding. The coding region runs from base 1 to 1068 and encodes 355 amino acids. Gene Ontology annotation, cellular component: cytoplasm. Gene Ontology annotation, biological process: butanediol biosynthetic process. The record is from RefSeq and is a predicted model, not a curated record. NCBI's taxonomy places the organism in Eukaryota, Fungi, Ascomycota, Eurotiomycetes, Eurotiales, Aspergillaceae.